Corvus hawaiiensis (hawaiian crow) is the source of this 4090-nucleotide messenger RNA. It is a transcript of the gene TFIP11, whose product is annotated as tuftelin interacting protein 11. NCBI's taxonomy places the organism in Eukaryota, Metazoa, Chordata, Aves, Passeriformes, Corvidae. Gene Ontology annotation, biological process: spliceosomal complex disassembly. Gene Ontology annotation, molecular function: nucleic acid binding. The transcript has 12 exons. The record is from RefSeq and is a predicted model, not a curated record. The coding region runs from base 158 to 2641 and encodes 827 amino acids. Gene Ontology annotation, cellular component: U2-type post-mRNA release spliceosomal complex.
AACCGGAAGUGGAUGGGGCGCAUCCGGCUUGGCGGCGCGGCCGGGGCCGGUUCUGGGGUCUGUGGGCGGGCCGGGGGUCGCGGCCGUGCCGGGGUCAGGAGCUCCUGAGCGGGCCGGGGGAUCCCUGAGCGGGCCGGGGGAUCCCGGCGGCGCCACGAUGUCGAUGUCGCACCUGUACGGCACGGACGGAGACGAUGGCGUGGAGAUGGAGAGCUUCGAGGUGUCGGACUGGGACCUGCAGAACGAAUUCAACCCGCACCGGCAGCGGCACCGCCAGACCAAGGAGGAGGCGACUUACGGCGUGUGGGCCGAGCGCGACUCAGACGAGGAGCGGCCCAGCUUCGGCGGGAAGCGCUCCAGGGAUUACUCGGCCCCCGUGAGCUUUGUCAGUGCUGGGCUGAGGAAGGCAGCGGCCGAGGAGCUCUCAGAUGAGGAUUCGGAUGAUGAUGAGAAGCCUGUGAAGCAGGAGGAGAUUCCCAAGGAGUUUGUGCCCAAGAAGUUAAAAACAGGUGGAAAUUUCAAGCCCAGCCAGAAAGGCUUUGUGGGAGGCUCUAAGUCCUUCGUGGAUUUUGGCAGCUGGGAGAGACACACUAAAGGAAUUGGGCAGAAGCUUCUGCAGAAGAUGGGAUAUGUCCCUGGAAGGGGUCUUGGGAAGAAUGCUCAAGGUAUCAUCAAUCCCAUCGAGGCCAAGCAGAGGAAAGGCAAAGGUGCUGUGGGUGCUUAUGGCUCUGAGAGGACCCCACAGUCCUUGCAAGACUUCCCUGUGGUGGACUCAGAAGAGGAAGCUGAGGAGGAAUUUCAGAAGGAGCUCAGCCAGUGGCGGAAGGACCCGAACGGAGGCAAGAAAAAGCCCAAGUACAGCUAUAAAACAGUGGAAGAGCUGAAAGCCAAGGGCAGGAUCAACAAGCAGCUCGCAGCCCCUCAGAAGGAGCUGUCCCAGGUUAAGGUGAUCGACAUGACAGGCCGGGAGCAGAAGGUUUAUUACAGCUACAGCCAGAUCAGUCACAAGCACAACAUCCCAGAUGACAGCCCCCAGCAGCCCCUGGGCAAAGACUCCAAGCCCCAGGGCUUUGCCCUUCCCGAGCUGGAGCACAACCUGCAGCUGCUCAUUGACAUCACGGAGCAGGAGAUCAUCCAGAGCGACCGGCAGCUGCAGUACGAGAGGGACAUGGUGGUCAACCUGAGCCACGAGAUCCAGAAGAUGGCUGAGGUGCUGUCCCACGAGGAGAAGGCCAUCAGCAACCUCAGCAAGGUGCUGGACAUGGUAGAGGAGUGUGAGAGGCGGAUGCAGCCCGGCUGUGAGAACCCUCUGACCCUGGAUGAGUGUGCAAAGAUCUUUGAGACCCUGCAGGACAAGUACUACGAGGAGUACAGGAUGUCGGACAGGGUGGACCUGGCAGUGGCCAUAGUCUAUCCUCUCAUGAAGGAAUACUUCAAGAACUGGGAUCCCCUCAAGGACUGUACAUAUGGCACGGAGAUCAUAGCCAAGUGGAAGAGCCUGCUGGAAAACGAUCAGCUGUUAUCCCACAGUGGGCAGGACCUGUCAACAGAUGCUUUUCACAGACUGAUGUGGGAGAUCUGGAUGCCAUAUGUCAGAAACAUCGUGGCGCGGUGGCAGCCGAGGAACUGUGGAUCCAUGGUGGAUUUCUUGGAUAGCUGGGUGAGCGUUGUUCCUGUGUGGAUACUGGAUAACAUUCUGGAUCAGCUCAUCUUCCCCAAGCUGCAGAAGGAGGUGGAGAGCUGGAAUCCGCUGACGGACACGGUGCCGAUCCACUCGUGGAUCCACCCCUGGCUGCCGCUGAUGCAGGCACGGCUGGAGCCGCUCUACUCGCCCAUCCGCAACAAGCUGGCCAACGCCCUGCAGAAGUGGCACCCCAGCGACUCCUCUGCCAAGCUCAUCCUUCAGCCCUGGAAGGAUGUGUUCACUCCUGGCUCAUGGGAGGCUUUCAUGGUCAAAAACAUCGUGCCUAAACUCGGAAUGUGUCUGAAUGAGCUCAUCAUCAACCCUCACCAGCAGCACAUGGAUGCCUUUUACUGGGUGAUCGACUGGGAGGGGAUGAUUUCUGUCUCCAGCCUUGUUGGGCUGCUGGAGAAACAUUUCUUCCCAAAGUGGCUGCAGGUGCUCUGCUCUUGGCUCAGUAACAGCCCCAACUACGAAGAGAUCACCAAGUGGUACCUGGGCUGGAAGUCCAUGUUCUCAGACCAGGUGCUGGCACAUCCCUCCAUCAAAGACAAGUUCAAUGAGGCUCUUGACAUCAUGAACCGGGCUGUGUCCUCCAGCGUGGGUGGGUACAUGCAGCCGGGCGCCCGGGAGAACAUCGCGUACCUGACGCACACGGAGCGGCGCAAGGACUUCCAGUACGAGGCCAUGCAGGAGCGGCGCGAGGCCGAGAACAUGGCCCAGCGCGGCAUCGGCGCUGCCGCCGGCUCCGUGCCCAUGAACUUCAAGGACCUCAUCCAGACCAAGGCUGAGGAGCACAACAUCGUCUUCAUGCCCAUCAUCGGGAAGCGGCACGAGGGGAAGCACCUCUACACCUUCGGCAGGAUCGUCAUCUACAUCGACAGGGGCGUGGUGUUCGUGCAAGGGGAGAAGACCUGGGUGCCCACCUCGCUGCAGAGCCUCAUCGACAUGGCCAAGUGAGGCCCCCCUGGGGACUGAGACACCACCCAGGAACAGCCUGUGGGGAACCCUUAGAAUAAACAAGUUCCAGGUUUGUAAAUAGUGACACUGGAGCUGGAUGCCAGGAUGGUUUUGUUGGAAGAGGUGUUCAGGCAGUGGCAAGAGGAUGGAGGGCCAGACUUCCCGACCUGGGAAGCCAGGCUAAGGGAGAACAAGCAGUGCUGGCACUUGCAAUUGCCACCUGGGCCAGAGGUUUAUCAGCAGGUUAGGAGGGAUCGCAUUCUCUGCUCCUACAGCUGAAUGAGGGCUGGCUUAGUUGAGUCCCCCAAGUCUCUAGUGACAGAUGUCACACAAAUGUCACAGCUUCUGCUGCCUGUGUGCUGUGCUGGCAGCGAGUUACUGUCCCCACAACACCCCUCACACGGUGGGCUUCUCUUUGCUGCACGCAGCCAGGACCUGUCCCAACUCUCUCUCUGCUGUGGGACUGCAGGGGUUAAGAGCACAGAGGUGAGGGAAAGAACCCCUAAGGCUUUUUUCCUGGAGGGAGCUGACCUGGUUGUUCUCAGGACUGAUCAAGAGCUGAUCUCAGCAGUGAGAGCUGGGAGCUUCUUCCAAGCCUGCACUGGGAACUAGACCCCAACACCUCCCACUACAAACCCCUCAGAUAAUUCCCCCUUCCUGAUGCGUUGAAAUGUGUGUAGUACAUGCAAAGAGGUCUUGAAUUGUUAUGAAAAGGCUGGGAAUCAAAGAGCAGUCACUGCAGUACAGAUGGUUUUCAAGGCAGGUUUUGGUGGAAUUAGUUUGCUGUAGUUCAGUGAGAGUAAAUCAAAGCUCAGCUUUACUUUUUAUUAAAUAAGAUACAAAAAUGUCCCAUCACCUCAGCAUUCAGGUGCUGCCACUUUUGGCAGAGCCUGAUGCCACUGUCCCUGCCUGAGCUCCAUCUCAGCUGCACAGAAGCUUCCAUGGGAAGAGAUGUGGAUCCCAGCCCCGCCACCACAGGGAUGGUCAGGACUUGGCAGUAGCUCCCUCCCCCUUCCUGAUGAUCUCCAGGUCCUCACAGUCUUGGUACAUCGGCUCUUCCACACAGUCCCAGACCUCAGGGGAGAGCUCCUGCAGUUUGUCCAAGGGAAACCAGUGCACGGAGGUGUCAUUGAAGGUGUCCAGGUAGCGGGGGUGACUGGGGAGGGCCACUUCCUCCACCCCUUUCAAGACCUAAAGAGCAUUUGGGGAGAAAGUUAUGGACAAUGCAGAAGCCCCUUCCUGCAAAGCUGAGCCAGUGAGGAUGAGGAUGGUGUCACAUUACCCUCAGCCCCUGUGUGCAGGGUGUUCUGCAGAUGUUCAACAAUCCUAAAGUGAUUAGCUUUUAUAUUAUAGGAUCUAGGGAAAAGGUUAUAAAAAUAACCCCCCUCUUCUUCCCAAUGGCAAUUUAUUUCCUUUCUCAUUAAAAGGUGUGUUGUCAACAUGAAACAA